AUGAACUUGGAUGUGAGGGAGGCCCUUGUAGACAAGGAUGCAGAAAGUCACAGAGGAGUUGUGUGGCUUAGGUUGAUCAGACCUCAGCAGACUACAAGAAAAACUGCCUCCUACUGGAGUUUGGCCAAUGCCAAUAUUGUCUGUCUUCAGCUUGGCUGUGGGGUUACCAUGUCCACCCCAAAAGGAGCACACUUUGUGGAAGGAAGUGAUCAGAUCUCAACAGCCCGAUUUCUCUGCUCGGGGGCUGAGUCCUUCUUGUGGAGUUGCCCUGUGACUGCCCUGGGUGUUCCUGACUGCACCCAUGGAAACACAGCCUCUGUGAUCUGCUCAGGAAACCAGACCCAGGUGCUGCCCCAGUGCAACCACUCCCUGUCUGAACCAGCAGGCUCUGCAGUCUCAGAGGAGAGCUCCGCCAACUGCUCGGACAGCAGACAGCUCCGCCUGGUGGACGGGGGCGGUCGCUGCGCCGGGAGAGUGGAGAUCCUUCACCAGGGCUCCUGGGGCACCUUCUGUGAUGAUGGCUGGGACCUGGACGAUGCCCACAUGGUGUUCAGGCAGCUGGGCUGUGGAGAAGCCCUCAAUGCCACGGGGUCUGCUCACUUCGGAGCGGGAUCAGGGCCCAUCUGGUUGGACGACCUGAACUGCACCAGAAAGAAGUCCCAGGUGUGGAGGCGCCCUUCCCGGGGCUGGGGGCGGCACGACUGCAGGCACAAGCAGGACUCGGGGGUCAUCUGCUCAGCGUUCCUGGCCCUCAGGAUGGUGAGCGAGGACCAGGAGUGUGCUGGGUGGCUGGAAGUUUUCUACAACGGGACCUGGGGCAGUGUCUGCCACAACCCCAUGGAAGACAUCACCUUGUCCGUCAUCUGCAGACAGCUUGGCUGUGGGGACAGUGGAACCCUCAACUCUUCUGUUGCUCUUAGGGAAGGUUCUAGAUCCCGAUGGGUAGAUUUAAUCCAGUGCCGGAAAACCGAUACCUCUCUCUGGCACUGUCCUUCUGACCCUUGGAAUAACAAUUCAUGUUCUUCAAAGGAUGAAGCCUAUAUCUCCUGUACAGGAAGGAGAUCCAAGAUCUGUCCAACUGCUGCCCCCUGCACAGACAAAGACAAGAUCCGACUCAGGGGAGGAGACAGCGUGUGCUCAGGGCGGGUGGAGGUGGGGCACAGCGGCUCCUGGGGCACAGUGUGUGAUGACUCCUGGAGCCUGGCAUAGGCCAAGGUGGUGUGUCAGCAGCUGGGCUGUGGCCAUGCCCUGGAAGCCGUGUGGGACACGGCAUUUAGUCCUGGAAAUGGGAGCAUCUGGCUGGACGAGGUGCAGUGCGGGGGCCGGGAGUCCUCCCUGUGGGACUGUGCUGCGGAGCCCUGGGGGCAGAGCGACUGCAAGCACGAGGAGGAUGCUGGCGUGAGGUGCUCUGGUGGAAGAACAACUUUGCCCCCCACUAGAGCAGAGACCAGGCCAGGCUCAAAUCCUGUUCCUGGCAUCUUCUCCCUGCCUGGGAUCCUCUGCCUCAUCCUGGGAGCCCUUCUCUUCCUGGUCCUCAUCAUCCUGGUGACUCAGCUGCUGAGAUGGAGAGCAGAGCGCAGAGCCUUAUCCAGUGUAGAAGAUGCUCUUGCUGAGGCCGUGUAAGAGGAGCUUGAUUACCUUGUGACAGAGAAGGAGGAUCUUCUGGGCAGCACAGGGUUCCCGUCAGAUGACCUGGUGACUAAACUGCCAUAUUACACCGAGGAUGGUGAGGACCACGGAGACUAUAUGUCUGCUGCAGAGCCAGAUGAGAGGACUGAUGCCCCUGGUGAGGGUUAUGAUGCUGCUGAAGAGGUACCAGUGCCUGGGGCUCCUCCUGCUUCUGUGAUGAGUCAGGGGGAUGUGCCCCCACAGAAGGAGGGUGGGAUGAGAGCCUCUCAGACAAGCUCUUCUCUGCACUUCUCUAGAGAGGUGGCUGAUACUGGGAAAGGAAAAGAGAGCUCCUGGCUGUUCCAGGGGGAGAGGGGGGACCCUGGCUAUGAUGAUGUUGAAUUUAGUGUCCCUGCAACAGCCACAGUGGCUUUCCCAUGA
Molecule: messenger RNA, 2049 nt
Organism: Hippopotamus amphibius kiboko
Lineage: Eukaryota; Metazoa; Chordata; Mammalia; Artiodactyla; Hippopotamidae
Product: antigen WC1.1-like
Exons: 4
Cellular component (GO): membrane
Source: RefSeq, a predicted model, not a curated record